Messenger RNA from Pimephales promelas (fathead minnow), 3037 nucleotides. It is a transcript of the gene bmp10, whose product is annotated as bone morphogenetic protein 10. Lineage: Eukaryota; Metazoa; Chordata; Actinopteri; Cypriniformes; Leuciscidae. Gene Ontology annotation, molecular function: growth factor activity; cytokine activity. Gene Ontology annotation, cellular component: extracellular region. The record is from RefSeq and is a predicted model, not a curated record. Gene Ontology annotation, biological process: BMP signaling pathway.
CACACACACACACACACACACACGUUGGGACACUAUGAACACUAGAAAUGCAGAGCUUCCUAGUUUGUAGAUAAGGGAAAGUAGGCAGAGCAAUAGUCAGAGAGAGAGAGAGAGAGAGUGAAAGAGAGAGAGAGGAAAAAACAUUUGAAAAGAGAUGCCACAGGGGGACAUCUAUUUCACGUAGUGAAACCACCCUCAAGCCCAAACUUUUCAGACAUCAAAAGGUGAGAAGAAGAAUAAAUGCUCAGAGUUCAGGAAUAGAGGCACUUUAAUGCAGUGAUCAGUGUGCAGCUACGUUUAAAAACCAAAACUGCACAGGACGGCUCUUCUUUCCUACAUUCUGCAGUGCAGCGACAAUUGACCUUCUAUCCAGAAGCAAGAGUUGAGCACUUCAAAUUCAAGGGUAUUUGUCUCUGGAUCGGUAGAUCCAAAUUUCACUCGUGUGAAACUCUGCACCUUUUGCUGAUACACACAACAUUUGCCUCACAUGGCUGGAACCAGGAUUUACUUCUGGAUUAUGUGUUCAUCCACCAAGUCUGUUUCAUUGGUCUUUUCCCUGCUUUUCUGGGGGCCUUUCAGUGCACAAAGUAACCCUAUUGGCUCUCCAGAAAGGCUUCGGAUCGCUCCAGGGUUGGAUGACGGACAUGGAGGGGUUCUGGAUCCUUCACUCCUGGAGCAGGACAGUGAGGUGGACAUGCAGAGCUUGCUGGAAACCCUGAAGGGACAGUUUCUACAUACCUUUAACCUGACACGUCCUGGUUCCCAUGUGCUGCCAGGGGCCACUCGCGUAGAGCCUCCAGAGUACAUGCUGGAGCUCUACAACCGCUUUGCCAAUGACCGGACAGCAAUGCCUUCUGCAAACAUAGUACGCAGCUUUAAAAAUGAAGACUCCUCCCCUUCCAGCAUGGGACCUGAUGGAGUGAGACUACACCCACUUCUCUUCAACGUGUCAAUUCCACAUCACGAGAGAGUCACUACAGCUGAGCUCCGACUGUACACUCUGGUCCAAACGGACCGCAACAAAUACGCUGGUGUUGACAGAAAAGUGACCAUAUAUGAGGUCAAACAGCAUGAAACAAACAGCAGUCAGCAAAUAAGAGGCGACAAUUUUGAGGAAGGAAAUCAAACCAGGCAAGAGGAAGAAACCGAACUAGUGGAGUUGGCGUCUCGGCAGGUUUAUGGUACAGAUGACGGGUGGGAAUCCUUUGACAUGACCGCUGCGGUGCACCUUUGGAGGAAAUCAGACUAUGGCACCACCCACAGGCUGGAGGUUCACAUAGCCAGUUUGAACUCUCAGAGUGUGGUGGCAUCUGAAGGUGGGAAUGAAAGCAAUGCCAUAGGAGGGGACAUGGACAUUGACACAAGCCCUGAGGACAAACACAAACCCUUAAUGAUCGUGUUCUCUGAUGACCAGAGCGGAGACCACCGCGGAGACAAACGCGAGCUUAAUGAGCUGAUCCAGCAUGAGACGGCUGGGCCAGGCAUUCAGGACAACUUUGAGCUGGAGUUGACAGGCCUUUGGGAUGACCUAGGAAUUAUGGGACAAAAAAAUGGGAAAGAGGAAGAGGAGCAGAGCGAGGAAGCUCUACUACAGAUGCGCUCCAACCUCAUCUAUGACACAGCAUCUAGAAUUCGGCGCAAUGCCAAAGGCAACCAGUGUAAAAAGAGCUCCCUCUAUGUAGACUUCAAAGACAUCGGCUGGGACAGCUGGAUUCUGGCACCCACCGGGUAUGAAGCCUUCGAGUGUACGGGGAUAUGCACGUACCCUUUGACCAAACAUGUGACACCUACAAAACAUGCCAUUGUACAGACUUUGGCCAAUCUGAAAAGUCCACAAAAAGUGUCCAGGGCUUGUUGCGUACCCACCGAACUAGAACCAAUCUCCUUACUCUACCUAGAUGAUGCAGGUGUGGUGACAUAUCAGUAUAAAUUCGAAGGUAUGGUGGUGGCAAAGUGUGGAUGCAGAUAGUAUUUAAUACACGGGGAAGUGGGGUGAAGCUGGGCCAAAAGCUUAGAGGUUGGAUUGAAAGGAGACUAAAAGACAUUCACUGUCUACAACCUUAAUGUCAAUUUUCUUCCAAACAGCAGUGGUUGGGCUCUUACUACCAACCCUAACAACGUUAGCAGGAGUCAUCAGUUGUGGAAUCAGAGAGUUCUGAAGCCAUGUGACAAGGGGCCACAAUGCAAGACUUAGUGGGCCAUUUCAUCCCCACUGAAUAAGGAUUGGGUGGAACAUAAGACAAUAAUUGAACCACUGACACGCCUCAAGAUCAGCCGCGAUAAAUUAGAUGCUCUUAUCAGUAAAGACUGAAGUUUAAGUCAGAGAUUAUAUCAACUCCAACUCGUUACAUACUUGCCCAUAUCAUUUGCGUCAGCAGAGUCCUCGCUAAGUGGGUGUUUUGUAGAGAUGGCAGUGAACUCAAGCACCACAGGGUCAGUCCAGUGACCCUACCAGAGACAAGAAGCCUGUGAAACGGUCUGUUUCCAGUUUCCACAAAGCACAGUAUCGUAUCUGACACGACAACGCCGAGUCAAUACACAGUUUCCUGCCUAACAGAAUGCAUUUGAUAUGAACUGCCCAAGUUAAAGUGAAAUUGUUAUCAGUAGAGUCGUAGAGAAGGGGAAGGCGUAAAACAGACCAGAGCGGACCAAUCUGGACUUUCGAAUGUGUCUGAGAACAACUCCUAAUCUGGAUAUUCACAGUUAGCAGUCAGUAUUGUAAAAACACAAUCAGGACAAUGGCUCUCAUUCACUAGUCUAUGUACACGCAAAUUAAUGAGUGAAAUCUGCAUACAAUCUGCAGAAACACACAAAUCAUGAUUUUCCAAUAACUUUUGAACUAAAAUACAUUUUACAACUGAAACCACAUAUAUUCAAAAAUUACAUUCCGGGUGGAAGAUUCAAUUUUAUACAUUGAUAUUUCAUGUUAUAUUUCAUCAUAUACAGUGAAAGAGUAAGACAAGGUAGCCAUUUACAUUUGUUCAUAUAGCGCUUUUCACAAUAGACUUUACAGAAAAUACUUGAUUUUAAAGGAGAA